GAAAAGAUAGUUUCUGAGCGCACUGUGAAAUUACUCGGUGUGAAUGAUUCUGAAGACGCGGCGGUUAGCAACAUACCGUAUGUUUCUAAGUCCCGUUAUUUGUCUUUAUCGAAAUUAUUGUUUUCUUAAAACAUGCUCGAGUGUAGUACAACUUGAUGAUAAAAAGGCGUAAGAAAACUUUAUGGAAAAAAAUAAUCAACAAAGAAGGUUAAUAUAAAGAUACAAUCAUGUUUUACGCACACUUUGUAUUGGCCAAAAAGGGGCCAUUAGCCCGAAUUUGGCUAGCUGCUCAUUGGGAUAAAAAGUUAACGAAGGCUCAUGUUUUUGAAACCAAUAUUGAAAAAUCUGUAGAUGGCAUUUUACAACCAAAGGUCAAAAUGGCAUUGCGUACAUCAGGUCAUUUACUCUUAGGAGUGGUACGCAUAUAUUCACGCAAAGCAAAAUAUUUGCUUGCUGAUUGUAAUGAAGCUUUUGUUAAAAUCAAAAUGGCAUUUCGGCCAGGAAUGGUCGAUUUACCAGAAGAACAUAGAGAAGCAGCUGUUACGGCUAUUACAUUACCAGAAGUGUUUCAUGAUUUUGAUACCGCUAUGCCUGAAUUGAAGGAUGUUGAUAUUGAGGCACAAUUUAGUUUAAAUCAAUCUAGAGCAGAAGAAAUUACAAUGAGAGAAGAUUACGGUAGUCUUUCUUUAGUAACGCAUGAUCAAGGAUUUGGAGAUAUGAGUUUUGAUGCAGAGCCGCCUGAAUUACUUCGUCACGCUGGCUCUAUAGAACCAUCUUUAGAUCAGAGCCAUAUGCUAUUCAGUGAUGGGCCAGGUAUAGAAACAGCUCUGGAACAAAAAGAGAAAGAACCAGUUGCAGGAACAUCGGCAGCUCCACAACCUAUGGAUAUAGACACCCCAAUUAGAGAUGAUGGUUUUGGUGGUCAUCUUGGUCAAGAUAUUAUAUCUGGAGGCCUAUUUGAAGGAGGAUUAUUCGAUGAAGCUCCAAUGGGUGAAGUUCCUGUACCUGAAGUUAGUUCAAUCGCAGAACAACAAGAAGCUGUAGCAGCACCAGGAACUGCAGUUUCUGUUCAUGAUGAAUCUGAGGAAGAUAUGGGUGAUCAUUUUGGACCAGCUGCAUCUCCAAUGGGAGCAAUGAGUUCUGAUGGUUCAAGACCAGCUACUCCAGCAGUAAUAGGAGAGGAAAUUGAAGGAAGAAUUAGUGUUGCUAGUCGUCGCUUUACACCUGCUCCUCCAACUGCUCCUGAAGAACAUCCAAUGGAUACAGCAGAAGAACCACAACCUAUGCAAGAUCAGACUACAUUAUUACAUGAUGAAGAGGAGAGUUUUGCUCUUGCACCUGUAGAUGCUUCAGCACUCAAAGGAUUUACAAAAGCUAAAAGAAAACGUAAACUUAUCGUGGACGAAGUAAAAAAUAUUUCUGGAGAAGAAAUGAAAGCACAACUUUCUGAUACUAGUGACAUCGUAACAACAUUAGAUUUAGCACCGCCAACAAAACGUUUGAUGCAUUGGAAAGAAACUGGUGGAGUAGAGAAACUCUUUGCUUUACCAGGAAGGGCAAUACCUUCUCGUUCAUUGUUUAAGAAUUAUCAAAGACAUUUAACGAGCAAAUCUUACGACCAUGAAGACUUUGGAAGAUUAGGAGUAGAAGAAGAAGGAUUAUCCUUGGAACAAAUGAGAGAUAACACUGAACCUGAUGCAGCUGCCUUUGAACAAAGUAUUCUUAAUAAAAGGAUGGCUCGCAAACGAAAAGCUCCACCAGAAGAAGAGCCACGACCAGCACCCCCACAAUCAAUACCAGCAGUUGAAAUUAGUCAACCUUUAAUUACCGCAGAAACAGUUGAAGUUCCAAGCAUACCUCCUCAAACUGUUUCUUCUGCCGAAUCCCCAGUUCCUCCUGAAGUAACAUUACCAGCAGAAUCAUCCGUACCAGAAAUUAGUGGUAUUGUACCUUCAGUUGAAAGUACAGAAGUUCCUGUAACUCAACCAGAGACUCCUUCAUUGGGUUUAGAAAUGCCUCAAAUACCUCCAGCUGAAGUUAGCUCCAUUCUUGGAGCAGCUGAAGAAGAAGCUGUACCACCUACACCUGCAGCACCCGUUAAAGUCCCUGCCAUGUCACCUUCUACAAUGCCACAAAUGGAGAAUAUUGGCUACGAUCAGGCUCAAUCACAAGUAUCGUACGUAGGCUAUGAUGAACAGCAUCCACCCGCUCAUACGCCUGGUGCUAUUUCUGAAAGAGGACCAGCGACACCAUGGAAUCAUGAAGAUUAUGAAUUUCCUCCAUCAGUAGGACCACAAGAAGAACAGCAAGUUGAUGAAACUUACGAGCAAUUCGAAGAACGUGUGCUCAAUAAAAGAGCAGCGCAUAUGUAUCAUGUAAUUAAAAGUAAACUGGAUACCAAAGACAAAUUAUCACUAUCAGAGAUGGCAUAUAAAAAUAAUCGUAAACAAGUUGCACAAAAGUUCUAUACCCUCUUAGUAUUGAAAAAAUUCCAAGUGUUAGAAUUGAAUCAAGAACAACCCUAUGCCGAAAUCGUAGUUACUAAAGGACCAAAAUUCGAGAACCCUGCAUUAUAAAAGUAUUAUGUACUUUCAAUUAACACAUCUUGUCUGAAAACACUUUUAAUGAAGGAACAAGAAUAUGUCAUCUCAAACUGUAAAAGAGGUGUAAAAGUAUAUUAUCUACAAUUGUGUGUAGAUGAACUGUAAAAAGUGUAUGCAGAUAUCUAGCAUGUUGUCAAGAUUCUGUAAUAUCCUGGGAGAACUUGAAAUGUGUAUAAUGUUCGACAAAUCAUGUUUUAACUUUGUAAAUAAUUGAAGAAAUUACUUUGCAUGAUGUAAAUCAUUGAAUAAGAGAAAAAAAAAAGAAAAAAAAUAUCUUUCAAUUACA
Polistes canadensis is the source of this 2889-nucleotide messenger RNA. RefSeq names its product double-strand-break repair protein rad21 homolog (gene vtd). Gene Ontology annotation, biological process: synaptonemal complex assembly; mitotic sister chromatid cohesion; replication-born double-strand break repair via sister chromatid exchange. The record is from RefSeq and is a predicted model, not a curated record. Gene Ontology annotation, cellular component: synaptonemal complex; cohesin complex. Gene Ontology annotation, molecular function: chromatin binding; protein binding. The transcript has 13 exons. Bases 228 to 2576 code for a protein of 782 amino acids. NCBI's taxonomy places the organism in Eukaryota, Metazoa, Arthropoda, Insecta, Hymenoptera, Vespidae.